AUGGCUGUGCGAAUACUACAGUUCAGUUCAGAAGAUGGUUUGUUGGAAAAAGUGAGACGAAAACGAACUAAAAGUGAGGUGCAACGGGACGAGGUGAAGCGAAUCCUUGCUGCAGCGUCAAAGGGACAGGUGGAGUUGCCGCCUGAUGAGCGUUUUAUCGUCGAAGAAUGGGGACAGCCAACGAUUUCAGAACUCUCGGAUAAGCUUGCCGCACAGGGGUUUUCUCUGGUUGAGCAAGUUCGUGCUGGACGACCAGCGGAUUUAAUGAAACGGAACCUAAGAUAUAUGCACUACAUGGAUAAGAAACGUAAGCUAGAUGCAGAAAAGGCGAGGAAAAUUGUAAUGGAACAUCUUAGAAAGAAGGACACCAAGGAGAUUGUGCGGAAAGAGCGGAACAAGAUUACAUGUGAGCUUAUUCAAGUUCCUCUUUAUAAAUCUCGAAAACUGUCGGUUAUCUUCGAUGACGAGGACUUUGCUGCUGUUGGAAAGAAGAAAAAGAAAGUGAAGAAAGCCGCUGAAUAUUUGUAA
Molecule: messenger RNA, 528 nt
Organism: Angiostrongylus costaricensis
Lineage: Eukaryota; Metazoa; Nematoda; Chromadorea; Rhabditida; Metastrongylidae
Source: the annotation of a GenBank genome assembly